Paramuricea clavata is the source of this 648-nucleotide messenger RNA. Lineage: Eukaryota; Metazoa; Cnidaria; Anthozoa; Malacalcyonacea; Plexauridae. The record is from the annotation of a GenBank genome assembly.
AUGAUUACGUGUUCGACUUCCAACAAAGAGAUUUUGACUUACUGUCGAUCUGAUGUGGAUAUAUUACGUCGUUGCUGUCUGGAAUUUUGCGAGUUAUUACGUGAUGUUACAGACAAUGAUCCGUUCGAGAAAUGUCUCACUAUUGCAUCGGCCUGCAAUCUCGUGUUUCGAAAGAACUCCCUGAAAGAAGAUACCAUUGCAAUCAUUCCUCCUCACGGUUAUCGUCCCAAAGACAAGCAAUCCCUCUUGGCUUUAAAAUGGCUUUCGUACAAGGCUGAAAAGGAAGACCUAUACAUUCAACAUGCUUGUAAUGCAGGAGAAAAGCGUGUUGGCAACUAUUUAUUGGACGGUUAUGAUGAAGAAACCAACACAGCCUACGAGAUCAAUGGGUGCUUCUGGCACGGUAAAUUAACUCGAAUAAACGCCUCCUUCGAACACCUUGGAGUAAAAUUAUAUUAUUGGUUUUUUUCAGGAUGUUUGAAAUGCUAUGCUCGGGACAAGAUAAAUUCUGUGAGUGGUAAGACGAUGCAAGAUCUUCAUCAAGCUACAGUGGAGAAGAUCAGUUACCUUAAAGAUCAUGGUUUCGGUGUGAUUGAAGUCUGGGAAUGUGACAUCAGGAAAGAACUGGAACAAGAUGAAGACCGAUGA